UGAAAGGAAACCCAACCCACCCUGAGGAAUCUAGGGAACUCGUUGAAAGCCGAAUUCAAGGGAGAAACCUGCCAAGACUGGGGACAAGCCAGCCAGUUGACAAGGCACCUUGACGUUCGCUUUGCUUGCAAGGAUCUUCUAAUCAGGACCUUUUUAGUUACGAAGGCCCGCCGGAUCUCGCGAUCUGUGCCCGAAGGGUGGUUCUUCUCUCUCAGAACCGAAUUCGGAAUUAGGUCUCUUGAGUAUUUUUGUUUCGGUCGUGGCUUAGCAGCUAUCAGAUCUCUUUCAGGAGAACUCAAGCAUGGCGGAUUCAUUGAGUUUACGUUGUAGGGUGCUUGCGGCUGUCCUCCUGGCGGCUGUCAUUGUCGUGGAUGCCAGUGCAAGUGACCAUAGAUAUGGCCAAGGCGACAAGGUGCCUUUCUACGCCAACAAAGUCGGUCCUUUUCACAACCCGAGUGAAACGUACAAGUUCUUUGAUCUGCCGUUUUGCCAGCCAGGGAAGAUUAAUGAGAAGCUGGAAGAUCUCGGCGAGGUUCUGAACGGCGAUCGCAUGGUGCAGGCCCCCUACGAGCUCAACUUCCGUGUGGAUCACGAGCGAACCACGCUCUGCAAGCGCACGCUCGCCGUUAAGGACGUCCAGAAGUUCCGCGACGCGGUCAUGAACGACUACUAUUUCCAGAUGUACUACGACGAUCUCCCGAUCUGGGGUUUCAUCGGCAAGGUCGACACGGAUCCCAAGAACCAGCACUUUUUCCUCUUCACGCACGUGCAUUUCGAGGUAGAGUUCAACAACGACCGCGUGGUGGAGAUCAGCGUCGCGACGGAUGCGGGUACCGCGGUAGACAUUACGGAGGAUAAGGAGAUGGAGGUGGAAUUCACGUACUCUGCGAAGUGGAAGGAGACCACCAAGUCGUUUGACAAGCGCAUGGACAAGUACUCGCGCUACUCGUUCCUGCCUCAGCAUCUGGAGAUCCACUGGUUCUCCAUCAUCAACUCGUGUGUCACCGUGCUGCUGCUCACCGGCUUCCUGGCCACCAUUCUCAUGCGCGUCCUCAAGAACGACUUCAUCAAGUACUCGCGCGACGAGGAGUCGUCUGAGGAGCAGGAGGAGACGGGCUGGAAGUACAUCCACGGCGACGUCUUCCGCUUCCCCAAGAAUAAGGACUUCUUCUGCGCCGUGCUUGGCAGCGGCACGCAACUGCUCUUCCUGGUAAUUUUCAUCUUUAUCCUCGCGCUUGUGGGGGUGUUCUACCCCUACAACCGCGGUGCUCUGUGGACGGCGCUGGUGGUGAUCUACGCGCUGACCUCGGGUAUUGCUGGCUACACGGCAGCGUCUUUCUACAAACAGAUGGAGGGCACCAACUGGGUUCGCAACAUUCUGCUGACGGGCUGCAUGUUCUGCGGCCCUGUCUUCAUCUCCUUCUGCUUCCUCAACACCGUCGCCAUCGUGUACAACUCCACCAACGCCAAGCCCUUCGGCACCAUUGUCAUCAUCAUCCUCAUCUGGGCGCUUAUCACCUUCCCUCUCCUCGUUGCUGGGGGCAUCGCCGGCAAGAAGAGCAACGCUGAGUUCCAGGCCCCCUGCAGGACGACCAAGUACCCUCGCGAGAUCCCGGUGCUGCCGUGGUAUCGGCACACGGUUCCCCAGAUGGCUAUGGCUGGUUUCCUGCCGUUCAGCGCGAUUUACAUCGAGCUGUAUUACAUCUUUGCGAGCGUGUGGGGGCACAAGGUGUACACGAUCUACAGCAUCCUCUUUAUAGUGUUCAUCAUCCUCAUCAUUGUGACGGCGUUCAUCACGAUCGCGCUCACGUACUUCCAGCUUGCAGUGGAGGACCACGAGUGGUGGUGGAGGUCUGUGCUGUGCGGUGGCUCUACGGCUCUCUUUAUCUUUGGCUACUGCUUCUACUACUACUAUGCGCGCUCCGACAUGUCGGGCUUCAUGCAGACGUCCUUCUACUUCGGCUUCAUGGCGUGUGUGUGCUACGGCUUCUUCCUCAUGCUCGGCACCGUGGGCUUCAGGGCGUCUCUGUCCUUUGUGCGCCACAUUUACCGCUCCAUCAAGUGCGACUGAACGGCUGAGGCCUCUGGGAUGUGAAAUGUCGUGUUCACGGCAUGUAGCGGCAGUCUCCUCACGACACUUGAUCGUGGAAGUAGUGAUGGCAUUCAUGGCAGUGAUUCUGUACUGUACUAAACAUUUUGGAUUUCCCUUAGCUAGCAUGGAUGCCACUAGUGAUAGCGUGCGGAUCAGAUACUUUUAUUCUGUAACCUAGAUAAUUGACAGCAUGAUGAAGCACCGCAACCAUAUGGUCACUGAUGUUAUGCGAAAUUGUGCUGAACAAACCUCAUGUGUGAAUGGUUGGCUUAGCUGGCCAAUGCCACUAGGAAAAGUUUCUAAGAAAGAUGUGAAUUAUUU
This is a messenger RNA of Closterium sp. NIES-67, 2413 nucleotides long. The record is from the annotation of a GenBank genome assembly. NCBI's taxonomy places the organism in Eukaryota, Viridiplantae, Streptophyta, Zygnematophyceae, Desmidiales, Closteriaceae.